This is a messenger RNA of Carassius auratus (goldfish), 5498 nucleotides long. Its product is annotated as growth factor receptor-bound protein 14. Gene Ontology annotation, biological process: insulin receptor signaling pathway; negative regulation of insulin receptor signaling pathway. The record is from RefSeq and is a predicted model, not a curated record. The coding region runs from base 1331 to 2671 and encodes 446 amino acids. NCBI's taxonomy places the organism in Eukaryota, Metazoa, Chordata, Actinopteri, Cypriniformes, Cyprinidae. The transcript is spliced from 13 exons. Gene Ontology annotation, cellular component: plasma membrane; cytoplasm.
UGUCUGUGUGUUUUAAUUUCCUUUCUUUGCAAAAUAGUGUGUAAAUUAUCAUACUGGCCAUGUAUUGGUUAAUAACAAUAUAUGGCUUAAUUGCUUAUCGGUUUCAGCCAGACUGUCAAUGUAAGUUCAGUUCAUAAAGCACAGGCCUCAUGAGCGCUCCAGUUUUCCAGUGUUUCCAGUCUUGCACGCUGGUGUAAUCUGAGACUCCUCUGUAACACCUCCCUCUUUCCUUCUCCAGCAGCGAGUUUUGGGUUCUUGACAGCAAUCUGCUCCCUUCACAAUGAGAUCCUUUCUGCCUACACAAAUCUUGAAGUGUUACACAGUCAGAUAUCAGAUAGAAGCUGCCGUGCAUAACUUCAUGUGAGACUGGAAGUCAAUGCAUGACAAAUCAGACCUUCCUGCACUGGAAAGUUGAGGUGAUUUCUGAAACGUUUGCAGUUAUAUGCACCAAUAUUAGUUUCCCUGAUGGCCUUUGGCUCACCUUAAGCUUUUCAAAGCUGUCGGUUAAACGAAAAUGGAUUCAAGCAAGAGACCGACAUCUUUUGUUUUAAUUUGAUUCUCGUUAUUUAUUUCUUUUCUUACUGUCUAACUUAGUUGCAUUUUAAAUUAGAACCCCAUUAUUUAUUUAUUUGUUGGACUUUGAGCCUGAAUCUCAUUUUGACCUGCAUCAUGAAAUCAGUUUGUUACUAUUUAGUUCUCAGAAAGAAGAAAAACCUCUUUCCAUGUCCUGAUGAGGAUAUUCAUAUGAAAGAAGUUGUGUUUGGGGUCCGAUUAGGAGUGUGAAUCAAUGCGUGCUCUCAGCGGGGGAUUUCUGCGAUCUAAAAGCGUUGUACCCUGAAGGCCUCGGUUAACCCUAUAACACUAGGGUUGUAAUGUGACCAAAUAACUCUUAAUGCUUGCAAAGCCAAAAAUAGUUUUUGCUGUCCUCAGCUCUUUAAUGGGAGACGGUGUACAGUGAAGGUCACAUCGUUCCCUUUUCGAGGGAAGUCGGUUUUGCAGUGAGAUAACGUUAGUUUUUUCCCAGACCUCCCUGAUGUUUUAACUAUACUCCUUUAUGUGGCUAUUUUAUCAGGAGUUUUUAUUAGAAUAGGGAGCUUUUUCUGCAGGGAAAAAAAACCACUGAUCGAGUUCCCAAGGCCAGAGAAGGAUGAGUCUAAAGAAGGACAGAUCUCGCGUCGAGACACACACGGACGUCGUCCCUCGACGGAAGGCAGACUCCAGAGUCUUAUCGUAGACUUAAAAGAGCAGACAUUAACGUUCACUAACUUCACCGCUACAGCUGUUUAUUUACAACAAACGUCACUGCGAUCUGAAGGUGUACGGAUUCAGAAUGAAUUUCCACGCCAGAAGAGUCACGCUGCCUGCUAUCACGCCUCUCUGCCUGCCGAAAAGGGUAAUAAAAGUGUACAGUGAAGACAACACCAGUCGUGCAGUGGAGGUGCCCAGUGACAUCACCGCCCGGGACAUAUGCCAGCUGUUCAUCCUGAAGAACCACUGCAUUGAUGACCACAGCUGGACCCUGUUUGAGCAGAUCCCACAUCUUAGUAUCGAGCGAACCAUAGAAGACCAUGAGUCGGUUAUGGAGGUUCAGUCCGGCUGGGGAAUGGACUCACACUGCUGUCUGUACUUCAGGAAGAAUUAUGCCAAAUACGAGUUCUUCAAGAAGCCUCUUGACUUUUUCCCAGAGCACAUGGUGUCUAUAUCCAGUGAAACCAAUGGAAUCAUGAACCAUUCACAGCUUAUACAGACCUUUCUCAGCUCCAGCUCUUGUCCUGAGAUUCACGGUUUCCUUCACGCCAAAGAGCACGGCAGGAAGUCCUGGAAGAAGUUCUACUUUGUGUUGAGAAGAUCGGGACUCUACUUCUCCAACAAGGGCACAUCGAAGGAACCCAGACACUUGCAGUUCAUUGCAGAGUUCAGUGACAGUGACGUCUACACGUUAUUAUCUGGCAAAAAAGUUUACGGCGCCCCGACAGACUACGGCUUCUGUGUGAAGGCCAGCAAGUUGAAUUCUGCACGUGAUCUGAAACUGCUCUGUGCGGAUGAUGAACAAACCAGGACGUGUUGGGUUACAGCCAUGCGCCUCUUCAAGUACGGCAUGCAGCUUUACCAGAACUUCAUCCAGCCCCAUCAGAAGCAGAAGAGUUCUCCAAUGAGGAGCAUCUCGGAGAACUCACUGGUGGCCAUGGACUUCUCAGGACACAAGAGUCGGGUGAUCGAGAACCCGUCCGAGGCGCUGUCGGUGGCUGUGGAGGAGGGUCUGUCGUGGAGGAGGAAAAGCUGCCACAGGCUGAGCUCUCAUGGGAGUCCGUCCACCUCUCAGAGCUCCAUGUCCAGCAUAGCUAUCCAUGUGGCUCAGCCGUGGUUUCACAGCAAACUGUCCCGGGACGAGGCUCAGAAACUAAUCACUCAGCAGGGCCUCAUCGAUGGGGUGUUUCUGGUAAGGGACAGUCAAAGUAACCCGAGGACGUUUGUUCUGUCGCUGUGCCAUACACAGAAAAUCAAACACUUUCAGAUUUUACCGGUUGAAGAGAACGGCGAGCUCUUCUACAGUCUGGACGACGGACACACGCGCUUCACUGACCUGCUGCAACUAGUGGAGUUUUACCAGCUGAACAGAGGCGUCCUGCCCUGCAAGCUCAAACAUCACUGUGCCCGCAUCACCCUCUGAACCGCAGCUUGUGCCUUGGACAGGAAAGUCUGAACUCUGAGACUGUGAUGAGGACGAGAUCACUAAACAGACUGGACUUCUGAGGACCCUGAUAUUCAGCGAGGGAUGACCUGUGGUCUGUGGUGCACAAAUGUAUGUGGGAAUGUAUAACGUACUCUGUCCUGAUACAAACACUCUCAGUGUGGAUGAGACCACAUUAUUAAGCUAUCAAUCAAAACUAAGGUUUAACGGCAGACCAGCUGGGUCUCUGUAUGGUGUGAGCAAACUGAAGCCGGGUGCGCAUGCUACGAUUUUUCAUUUUGCCAUCUAAGACUAAUCUUGGGUAAAAGACGACUUCCAGCUCAAAUCUGGGUACAUUUUUUUUUCUUUUUCAGCAAAUGUUUUAAUCAUAUUAAUAAUUAUUAUUAUUGUUAUUAGUAGUAUUGUUAUUAUUAUGACAUUUUUAUUUUUAUGUAAAAUUAUAUAACUUCCUUUCUGCAUGAAUAGGGUACAAAAUACUGUACAACCUUGAUUUUUUUUUCUCAGUUUAUGAUACUACUACUAAUAAUUAUUAUUAUUAUUUUUUUUUCAUUAUUUUUAAUUAUUAAUAUUUAAUUAGUAAAUAAAAAAUAUUUCACUUUUUUUUUUGCCAUUUAAGACAAAUCCUGGGUAAAAAAAAAAACAAAUUUUAGCAUAAAUAGAGUACAAAAUACAGUAUAAUGCUAUUUUUUAAACAAACCUUUUAAAAUAAUAAUAAUAAUUAUUAUUAUUGUUAUUAUUUUGACUUUUUUAAUGUGAAAAUUGUUAUUCUUUAUUAACUAAAAUUACUGAAAUUAUUUUUGCAGUCUAUGACUAAUCUAACCAGUUUAAUAAUAAUAAUAAUAAUAAUAAUAAUAAUAAUAUUUUCAUUUAACAUUUUUUAAUUAAUUAAACAUAUUUCAAUAGGUUUUUUUUUUCCAUCUAAGACAAAUCUUGGGUAAAAUAUUCCUUUCAGCAGGAAUAGGAUACAAAAUAUAACUCUACUAUUUAUAAUCAUUAUUAUUAUUAUUAUUAUUGUGGCUUUUAAUAUAAUACAUAUUUAACUGAUAUUAAAUAAAAAUAAUACAAUUAUUGUUUAAUUAAACUAAUUAAACAGAGAAAAUGUAUUUGUAUGAGUAACUGCAACAAACUGGAACCAAAUUUUAGUUAUUGAUGAAUAAAAAGUUGGUUCCCCAAAUUUCUAUAAAAAUAAAACUAUGUGUUAUCAUCUGUUUGGCAACAUUAUAACUAUUGUUAUCAGUUAAACAAAGCAUCCAGUCAAGACUCAAGUUUAAGCUCAGAUAUAUAAGAUGUUCAAUCUGACCUGAUGUUUAUUGCACAGUCCGACAGGAAAAAGUCAUACCCCGUGCACUCGGCUUAAAAUGGUAUGGUAUAGCCAUAAUCUGAACACUUAAUAAGCUCAAACUCUUGCUGUUUUCCAGGGGUUCCUUUUUAUUCUUUUAAUCAUGCGUCAGAAAAAUUCAGGUAUUUUAUAAAUGACGUGUUUGUUUGCGAGAAAUGUCCUGUUUGCUGAAGAGAAUCUGUGUCCGUGCAUGCCGUAAAUGACGACACGUCACCGAUGCACAUAACAUGAACACUUGACAUUAUCCUCUGCUGUAUCAGGCCACGGAAUGUUUCACUUCCUCCCAAUGAUGGCCAAUGACGGUUUACACUCUAGAGCUGCAUGCAUGGGUGAGAGAAAUCACAUCAACACAAAUGACGGAUCAAACGAUUGUUGUACAUUUGAAAUUGAUUUUUCAGGUAAUUCAGGUAAACGGCGUCACGCACCUGGAUUGCAAUAUUUGUAACAGUGAAAUGAUCAAAAGUGACAAACCUGAUGACACAGAUCCUCAUGUAAAAACUAAUAACCAAUUGAAUAGCCGAUGUAACUGUACAAUAACCAAGCUAUAGACUCUAUAGAAUAAAUGACUCGAUAAGACGAACAAAUAAACUGUCUAAAUGACCGUCAUGGGCUGCGAUUUCUGUUGUAGAAAUGAACAAUCGGUGUGUUUUUUUCUGCGUCCUCUCUGAUCUUUUCUGUGUAUGUUUCUUGUAGAAUGACUUGUAAAAUUAACACGAUAUUCUAAAUUGUUUUACAGCUGUGUAUUAAUAGAAAAAAAAUAAAAUAAAAAAUGGAAAAGCAUUUAAAAAAAGUUUCUGAUGGCCAAGGUCAUAAUUGCACUGUAGUUGGAACACUGGUAACUUGACUUCUGAUCCAGUAUAUGAUAAGAUUUAUUUUUCUCUGACUGUUAGUUUUAUUACUGUUGUUAUUAUUAUUUUCAUAUUUAGCUUUGUUAUUGCUUGUCAUAUUCAUCUGUCUUUUUUUACAGCUGUGUGAAUGCUGGAGUGUACAGUAUGUCUAUAUUCUCAAUUCAUGCUUUUUGUACAGUGCAAUUUCACAAAACGUUUUAUUUUUAUUUUUAUGAUAAUUAAGUACAUUUUCCCCAAUAAUUCUCAUUACUGUAAUGCAAACAAAUUACAAUUAUUAAAAGGUUAAUUUUUUUUGUUGUUUUUUCAGUUUGAAGAUGAAAUUUGGCCUUUGCAUGUUAUGUUUCUGGUUGAAUAAAACAUAAUUUCAAUUAUACUAGCAGUCAUAUUUCCAGCAUAAAGUAUAUCAAUCAGAUCAUGUCUGUCUGCUCUUCAAUAACUGUGUCUGUUCAUUCACAGUAGAUUGACUUUUCAAUGUUGCUUCUUUGUUUUUGUUUUUUUCAGUGUAGCACUGAACUGUUGUUGUUUUUCAUAAUAAUUAUGAAACACAUUUUUGUACUUUUAUUUCCUGUAUGUUUCAUGACACCGACAGCAAAUAAACUUGAAAAACCUUGUUCCAUCC